This is a messenger RNA of Alosa alosa (allis shad), 586 nucleotides long. RefSeq names its product ribosomal protein S27 like (gene rps27l). The coding region runs from base 143 to 397 and encodes 84 amino acids. The transcript has 4 exons. Gene Ontology annotation, biological process: translation; ribosomal small subunit assembly. The record is from RefSeq and is a predicted model, not a curated record. Gene Ontology annotation, cellular component: ribosome; cytosolic small ribosomal subunit. Lineage: Eukaryota; Metazoa; Chordata; Actinopteri; Clupeiformes; Clupeidae. Gene Ontology annotation, molecular function: structural constituent of ribosome; RNA binding.
GAGCAUUGUUUUAGGAGGAUGGAUAUAACCACUCUUGGCAACCAACGGCCCCCAGAUAUCCAACCAGCCAACGCAGCGAACUUCAGGUACAGGGAGAGAAGACCAAUCAAUCUGCGUAUGUGAAAAUCGUCUACUCGCUAAAAUGCCUUUGGCAAAAGACCUGCUCCAUCCUUCUCUGGACUUUGAGAGAAAGCAGCACAAGAAAAAGAGACUUGUACAGUGUCCCAACUCUUACUUCAUGGAUGUGAAAUGUCCAGGAUGCUAUAAAAUCACAACUGUGUUCAGCCAUGCCCAGACAGUGGUACUGUGUGUGGGGUGUUCCACAGUGCUCUGUCAACCCACGGGUGGAAAGGCCAGGCUGACCGAAGGUUGUUCCUUCAGGAGAAAGCAACACUGAAAAGGAUGAUGAAAUGGAAUUAAUGAUCAUGCCGGAAGUGGCAUCACUGAUCAAUGCCUUAACUAUUCAUUGAUUGCAAUGAAUGAAGUAUUGAUAUGUAAUUAUGUAUGAAUGGUACAUGGCAGGUUGUUUCUACCAUGUAAUCAGUCUCCCUUUUCUCAAUAAAGAUGCUAAUAUCAUGCAAACAUA